UUAUGAUGGUCUCUUACUAUGAGUUUGGUCCGAUUCUUUCUUAACCCAGAAAACAGAAAGUCAAAGUUGUUGCUUUUUUAAAAGUUGAAAAUAGGUUAUGUUAUAUAAUAGUAUUAGGAGGAGAAACAAUUUGAAGCUGGCGUGGGUGAUUGUGGGUGGUAGUUGAAUAUGAACUUAACUUGUAAUGGAAAUUAUAGAAUAUAUUAAAAGGAAGAACACAGGGAAAAUAUGGUACUUCAUAUUGGGGCAAUCAAUUACUUGGGGUUGGGGCAACUGCAAUUAUAAUUUAAUAUUGCACAGCCACAUAGGCUUUUAAUCAGAGUCGGUAAAAAAGAUUUAUUAAUCAAGCAACAAAUGCACAUGCAACUAAUCUGGAAGAAGCAGAGGUCAGCGGACCAGCCAAAAGAAAGACGAAGACUUUUUUUAUUGAGUCUUCAUGGAUGAGAUGAAUCAGCUCCUUGAUCUUCUUCUUUUUAAGCAGCCCACGCAUCUCACAUCCCUAACCAUCAAUCUACCAAGUCAUUAUUAAACCCAAAUAAACCUUACUCUUUCAUCUUAAUGGCAGAUAUAAGGCGCGAAAAUGGAGUCCACAUAAAGUCUCGAACAUUGAAUUCCACCUCUGUUGACAAUGGUCUCCCCUUCAUUAACAACGUUCAGACCAUCAAUUCCAAUCACCCACCGGAGACGCCACCACCACCGGUGGUUAAUGCUGAGGUGGUUGCCUCUGUUGGGAGGGUGGCGCCGGAGAUGGACGCAGUGGUGAAGGUGUUUUGUGUGCACACGGAGCCCAAUUAUUCGUUGCCGUGGCAGAGAAAGAGGCAGUAUAGCUCCACUAGUAGUGGGCUUGUUAUUGGGGGGAAGAGGAUUUUAACUAAUGCGCACUCUGUUCAGCAUUAUACUCAGGUUAAGCUCAAGAAACGUGGCUCUGAUACUAAGUAUUUAGCCACUGUUCUUGCUAUUGGAACCGAAUGUGAUAUUGCUAUGCUAACAGUUGAUGAUGAUGAGUUCUGGGAAGGAGUAUCACCUGUUCAGUUUGGUGAAUUGCCUGCGCUUCAAGAUGCUGUGAUUGUUGUUGGAUACCCAAUUGGAGGAGAUACAAUUUCUGUGACAAGUGGUGUUGUUUCAAGAAUAGAGAUUCUGCCUUAUGCCCAUGGUUCCACGGAGCUUCUGGGCUUGCAGAUAGAUGCUGCUAUCAACUCGGGAAAUUCUGGUGGACCUGUCUUUAAUGAUAAUGCACAAUGCGUUGGCAUUGCAUUCCAGUCCUUUAGUCACGCGGAAGCUGAAAAUAUAGGUUAUGUCAUACCAACACCAGUUAUCACCCACUUUAUCCAAGAUUAUGAGAAGAACGGAGCAUAUACAGGAUUCCCUUUGCUUGGGAUUGAAUGGCAGAAAAUGGAAAAUCCAGAUUUGCGUAUGGCAAUGGGAAUGAAACAUGAUCAGAAGGGUGUUCGAAUCAGAAGAAUUGAACCCACUGCUUCAGAAUUUGAAGUCUUAAAGCCAUCUGACAUUAUUCUCAGUUUUGACGGCGUCGAUAUUGCCAAUGAUGGGACAGUUCCCUUUAGGCAUGGAGAGCGGAUAGGUUUCAGUUACCUUGUUUCCAAAAAGUAUACUGGCGAUUAUGCGGCAAUUAAAGUUCUCCGCAAUUCUGAGACUCUAACAUUUGACAUCAGACUUUCGGUUCAUGGGAAAAUCAUUCCGCCACAUGUCCAAGGCAGACCUUCUUAUUAUAUUAUUGGAGGAUUUGUGUUCUCAGCAGUCUCUGUUCCAUAUCUCCGUUCUGAGUACAAUAACUUUGAUGAAAUUCCUGUUAAGCUUAUGGACAAACUUAUGCACUCAAUGUCUCAAUCCCCAGAUGAGCAGCUUGUUGUAGUUUCUCAGGUGCUUGUGGCUGAUAUUAAUAUUGGUUAUGAGGAUAUUGUUAAUACUCAGGUUUUUACUUUCAAUGGCAAGUCCGUGAAGAACCUGAAGAGCUUGGCCAACAUGGUAGAAUGUUGUAAUGAUGAAUUUUUGAAAUUUGAACUGGAACAAGAUCAGAUAGUGGUUCUCCGGACGAAGACUGCCAAGGCAGCCACUAUUGAUAUUCUUACGACACAUUGUAUACCUUCAGCAAUGUCACACGAUCUUAAACCGUGAAAUUGGGUCUUUAGUGUAUUCAUAUUUUUUUGGUUAACAAUGUAUGUAGAUUUCAGCAUUCUUGUUAUAGCUCCGUUACCACCAUAAUUUGGCGUUGAUUGUAGAUAAGAAAUAAGAAAAAUUAGUUUAUAAUAGUGCUCAAGAUAAAUCAGUCAGGCCGGAACCCUUUUUGUCUUUUUCCUUUUUUUUUUUUUUUUACUUUUCAUAUAAAUCUAAGAAAUGAGUUGGGUAUUUGAUCAA
Ricinus communis (castor bean) is the source of this 2373-nucleotide messenger RNA. RefSeq names its product protease Do-like 9. Gene Ontology annotation, molecular function: serine-type endopeptidase activity; protein binding. Gene Ontology annotation, biological process: proteolysis. Bases 559 to 2133 code for a protein of 524 amino acids. The transcript is spliced from 9 exons. The record is from RefSeq and is a predicted model, not a curated record. Lineage: Eukaryota; Viridiplantae; Streptophyta; Magnoliopsida; Malpighiales; Euphorbiaceae.